Leptidea sinapis is the source of this 1668-nucleotide messenger RNA. It is a transcript of the gene GCS1, whose product is annotated as mannosyl-oligosaccharide glucosidase. The transcript has 12 exons. Gene Ontology annotation, biological process: oligosaccharide metabolic process; protein N-linked glycosylation. Gene Ontology annotation, cellular component: endoplasmic reticulum membrane. The record is from RefSeq and is a predicted model, not a curated record. Lineage: Eukaryota; Metazoa; Arthropoda; Insecta; Lepidoptera; Pieridae. The annotation marks the transcript as partial. Gene Ontology annotation, molecular function: Glc3Man9GlcNAc2 oligosaccharide glucosidase activity.
AUGUGUGCAGGCAAGGUGAUCCACACGUCAGUGUCGGAGGCGCACGCGCCCGGCCUGCACCAGCUCAAAGAGAAGGUGUACUCGCUGCUGCAGGCCGAGGGGCGCCUGGCGGUGCUGGCGCCCGACAGGACGCUGGACGGGGUAACACACACGAACAUUACUACAUCCAACAUCAAUAUAGACGAUGCUCGCGCCCGGCCUGCACCAGCUCAAGGAGAAGGUGAACUCGCUGCUGCAGGCGGAGGGGCGCCCGACAGGACGCUGGACGGGGAGAAGCAGGUGAACUUCGUGGCGGUGCAGCUGGUGGUGGAGCCGCCGUGUGUGGUGGACGUGGUGUUCCGCGGCGAGGGUGAGGGCGAGGCCGCGCCGCUCCAGGGCGAGCGAUACUCCGCGCGCCUGCGGGACCUGGGCGCCUCCUUCGACGCCGCCUUCGAGGACAAGUUCCGCCUCGCCGAGAAAGGGUACAACGCGCAGGAGGUGCAGGUAGCCCGCGCUGCUCUGUCCAACAUGGUGGGGGGCUUGGGUUACUUCUAUGGUGGGGGCCGCGUACAGUCGGAGUACACGCGGGAGCCCGUGCCCUACUGGAAGGCGCCGCUGUACACCGCCGUACCCAGCCGGUCGUUCUUCCCCCGGGGCUUCCUGUGGGACGAGGGAUUCCACGGGCUUCUAAUCGGCCGCUGGUCCAUCGACAUCCAGCUCGACAUCGCGGGCCAUUGGCUCGACCUCAUCAACGUGGAGGGCUGGAUCCCGCGCGAACAGAUCCUUGGUGCGGAGGCGCUGGCCCGCGUGCCGCAUGAGUUCGUGGUGCAGCACAACGCGGCCGCCAACCCGCCGAUGCUGCUGCUGACACUGGCCCAGCUGCUGCGAGUGCCUGGCCUGCUGGCUGCUCCGCGCCACCGCGCCGCGCUCGACCGCAUGUUCCCUCGCCUGCAGCUGUGGUACAACUGGUUCCUGGCGAGCCAGCGCGGCUCCGAGCCCUCCUCGUUCCGAUGGCGCGGCCGCGUCGACGACGGCCGUCAGCUCAACCCCAAGACCUUGACUUCCGGCCUGGACGACUAUCCUCGCGCGUCGCACCCCAGCGACCGCGAGCGACACGUGGACCUGCGCUGCUGGCUCCAGGCCGCCGCCGCCGCCCUCGCCGACCUGGCCGCCGCGCUGCGCCGCGACCCCGCCAGGUUCACGGCGGUGCGCGACCAGCUCGCGGACGAGGAGACCCUCAACAGGCUGCACUGGUCCUCGCGCACCAACUCCUACGCGGACUACGGUCUCCACACGCAGGGCGUGUCUCUGGUGCGCGCCGAGGACGGAGUGGUGCGAGCCGUCACGUCGCCGCCCGAGUACCAGCUCGUCGACGCGCACUUCGGGUACGUGUCUCUGUUCCCGAUGCUGCUGAAGGUGUUGUCGCCCGGCAGCGACAAGCUGGGCAAAAUCCUGGAGGUUCUGGACGACCCCGACAAGUUGUGGUCUCCCUACGGACUCAGGUCGCUGUCGAAGUCGUCCCCACUGUACAUGGCGCGCAACACGGAGCACGACCCGCCGUACUGGCGCGGCCAGGUGUGGGUCAACGUCAACUACCUGGCGCUCGCGGCCCUGCGCCACUACGGCACCGCGGGCGGGCCACACGCCGCGCGGGCGCUCGCGCUGUGGGAGCGGCUCAAGCAGAACGUA